AUGACUGUACGGCCACAGACGCCGUUAAGAACCUACGUUGAAAUCGGCCGGGUGGCCUACAUCACCAGCGGCCGCUACAGGGGGAAGCUGUGCAGCAUCGUGGAUGUCAUCGACCAGAACCGAGCCCUGGUUGAUGGCCCUUGCUCUGGGGUGCCUCGCCAGCCAGUUAGUUUCAAGCACCUACGUCUGACACGUCAGAAGAUCAGGAUCCCUCACAGUACCUCCACAAAAGUAGUGCGCAAGAACUGGGAGAAGGAUGGAGUUGCCCAGAAGUGGCAGGAGUCCACAUUUGCCAAAAAGCUUGCUGCACGGCAGCUGAAAAAGAACAUGAAUGACUUUGAUCGCUUCAAACUGAAGAGGACAAAGCAAAUGAUGAACCGCUUGGUGGCUGUUCGUUUCCUUAAGUUGAAGGCAUUGGCCAAGAAGUCUGCAAAGAAGGAGAGAGAGGAGAAGUUGAAAAGUGGCAAGGGCGGGAAGAAACCUCGCAAGGCUCCAGCAAAGAAGUGAAUUUAUGUACAUUGCAAGUUACAUGAAGAUGGUGUUCUUUGC
Ornithodoros turicata is the source of this 549-nucleotide messenger RNA. It is a transcript of the gene RpL14, whose product is annotated as large ribosomal subunit protein eL14-like. Gene Ontology annotation, biological process: ribosomal large subunit biogenesis; translation. Gene Ontology annotation, molecular function: RNA binding; structural constituent of ribosome. The record is from RefSeq and is a predicted model, not a curated record. Gene Ontology annotation, cellular component: ribosome; cytosolic large ribosomal subunit. Lineage: Eukaryota; Metazoa; Arthropoda; Arachnida; Ixodida; Argasidae. The transcript is spliced from 4 exons. The coding region runs from base 1 to 507 and encodes 168 amino acids.